Messenger RNA from Rhizoctonia solani, 1716 nucleotides. Its product is annotated as Zinc finger, ZZ type protein. The transcript is spliced from 12 exons. NCBI's taxonomy places the organism in Eukaryota, Fungi, Basidiomycota, Agaricomycetes, Cantharellales, Ceratobasidiaceae. The coding region runs from base 1 to 1716 and encodes 571 amino acids. Gene Ontology annotation, molecular function: zinc ion binding; catalytic activity. The record is from RefSeq and is a predicted model, not a curated record.
AUGCCCAAAAUCCAUAUUGAGAAAGUAUCUGACUUGCCUCCUGAGCUGGCCGGUGCUGUAGGAACUGCUGUCUCUCGAGUUGCGGGUGCUAUCUGCCGUGUCAACCAGGAACAUGCUCAAGUAGGUUCAGAUGAUUACCAAAUGAGCUCAGGAAUUGAUACUUUUUUGGGUUUACUCAAAAAGGCAGUUCCCCACGUUCACUAUCACAUCGUUCCAGCGCCUAAUCUAUCAGAAAACGAGAGUCUCAAUGAGUCGAGCUCAUCAGAAGGCUCUUCAAUCUUCAUGCGAGAAUGGCUGCGUAGAGGAGAACUUGAGGAUUCUGAAGGCCAUGCUCUUGGCCUUAGCGGCAGGCCUAUAAAGCCUUGCAAGGAUAUGACCACCGAGGAGCUUUUGGAAGAAGAGUUAUGGCAUAGACUGGAGCUCACCCGCUUGGUUCUCUCCUUGAGCAUACACAUCGGAACAUGCACUACUCAUGGAGUACUGCUCACGAAAGUUGCUCUCCGCCACCGAGCGAUAAGAACCGAAGCCAAGUUCAAUAGACGCGGUAUACAGUUCAGAAAGAUUAGCUCGAGCAGGGGAAAACGUCUCACUGGCGGCAUUGUCCUAAUGAUUUUGACGCCGAUAUUUUCCGCCAUAGGCGCCGACAUUGUCAACGAUAUUAUAUGUGCGGUUGCUGGAACAGAUUUGGUUAAAAUUGCCAGCAUAGGAUCAUCCUCGUCUUCAUCGGUGGUAGAAUUCGGAGAAUGCUCGAUCGACCAGUCAGGGACCGAUAUUAUAUUAUAUGAGGGUGAAGGAGGUAAUAUGAACAACGAAAAGAACGACAUCAGUGUUUGUGGCGAGACAAGCCAGGCCAUUAUUGAAAAACUCGUCGAAAUUUGGUCACAAAAGCUCAUUCAUACUGUCCCGGAUGAGUUUACACAACUGGUUGAAGAAAUUGACUUAAAUAGUAGAGCAAAACAGACACUACCAAGUCAUUACCAGGUAUACUGUAAUGCUUGCGACACUCGAAUUAGCAAAGGCUACUCGUGUCAAGAGUGUCACGAUUUUGAUCUGUGCUAUGACUGCUUCGUUGGCGUGAAGCAUCAGGAUGUGAAGAGACAUCCAUACAUUGAAUUCAAGGUCCAGGAAGAAAUCAGUCAAAUUCAGCGUAUCAUGGUCUCUUUGCGACGCGAAACCGUCAUCGUGGAGCACGGUCGAGGAAGCCAUACCAAAUGCAAUGUGUGCCAUUCCAUGAUUAGUGAACCGACGAAGAUUGGACGAAGGACUGAGAUGUCAACAUACUAUAGAUGUAAAGGCUGUCCAGACUUCGAUAUAUGUACUAAAUGCUUCCCUACCGAAGCGGCAAAGGCCAUCCAUGAGGACCACAAGUUCAAUAUGAUCGUUGCAACAGACGAUGAAGCCACAAUAUCGCGCCUUUCACCUACUACUGACACCCGAAGUCCAUCUGAUUCAUUCCGUUCGGGUUCAAGUGGCUGGGUACAAACGCCUGUCGGUUCUCCUGAACCCGUUGCGUCACCUACACUCCCAUCUUCCAGGAGUCACUCGAAUCUUUUCACCCCGACUCCUUGGAUGAACUCGCCAACUUCACCAACUUCGCCUCCUCCAAUCUAUUCUUCCGUGUUCCCUGAAAAUGUCUGGCACAGAGGCCAGCACUUUGUCUGCGAUGCAUGCUACUACAGCAUCAAUGAUGACAAGCGUUUAAGCUGUGUCGAGUGA